AUGUGGCUCAGACUGAGGAGAGUACGGGCCAGAGGCUGCUGGACAUGGAGGAGGAGAAGCAGCAAAGGGAGAGGGAGCUGGAGAGCCUGGAGGAGCAGCUGAGGCAGCACACAGCCAAGGGCCAGAUGACCGACUCAGAGUUACAAUUCCUGCAGAGAGAGUUGGACAGUCUGAGAAACACCGAACACGAGCUGGAGACGCUGCAGAGCGAGGUGGAUGAAGACACGACCGAGGUCAUCCCGUCAGCAGUAUACGUGUCUCAGCUGUACUACCUAAUUUCCAAGAUCAAGUGGGAAUAUGACACCCAGCCCAACAUCUUAAGAGGAGUGCACUACGGCGCAGACCUGGCGACUCCCAUCAACAUCGACACCUCUGCGAGAUCUCGAAAUGACGUAAGCGACCAGCUGUGGGGCUUUGUCAGCACUGAGUGGUAGAUGGAGGAUGGUGGUGGUGUCCGAAAUCUUGUGCACCCUUUUUUUUGUUUGUCUGUAAAUGUUUUUGUCUUCUUCUGUCCUUUACAUUUAUUCUUCUGUUCGACACAACACGGAUACUGUUUAUAAAUUAAAUAUC
Messenger RNA from Plectropomus leopardus (leopard coralgrouper), 570 nucleotides. NCBI's taxonomy places the organism in Eukaryota, Metazoa, Chordata, Actinopteri, Perciformes, Serranidae. The record is from RefSeq and is a predicted model, not a curated record.